This is a messenger RNA of Macrobrachium nipponense, 4503 nucleotides long. RefSeq names its product transmembrane emp24 domain-containing protein 7-like (gene p24-1). The transcript is spliced from 4 exons. The record is from RefSeq and is a predicted model, not a curated record. Gene Ontology annotation, cellular component: COPII-coated ER to Golgi transport vesicle; endoplasmic reticulum; endoplasmic reticulum-Golgi intermediate compartment. Bases 192 to 833 code for a protein of 213 amino acids. NCBI's taxonomy places the organism in Eukaryota, Metazoa, Arthropoda, Malacostraca, Decapoda, Palaemonidae. Gene Ontology annotation, biological process: endoplasmic reticulum to Golgi vesicle-mediated transport; intracellular protein transport; Golgi organization.
AAACGUGUCCGAUAGAGUGUUUCCGGCCACGUCUCUGUAGCAGAAGACGCGAACCUCCUGUCAAAAUUCGCCCAUAUUUAGGGAGUGCGGCCCGUGUUGACCCCCGUGGCGGCUGCAGCGGACGCCAGAGAGGCACAACUAUGUUCAGCUGAUGGUUUCCGAGUGACGAAGACAAGGAAAAGUAACAAACGAUGGAGAGAGGGAACUGGUGGCUGGCGACGGCGGUCCUCGUCCUGCUGGGGACCUGCCCGAGGUUCUCCUCUGCGGUCGAGCUGACCUUCGAGCUGCCCGACAACGCCAAGGAGUGCUUCUACGAGGACAUCGAGAAGGGCACCGAGUCGUCCCUGGAAUUCCAGGUUGUAACCGGGGGGCAUUAUGAUGUCGAUGUGAUACUGGAGGGGCCAUCCAGACAGAUUUUAUAUCGUGAAAUAAAGCAGCAAUAUGGCCAAUUCCAAUUUACUCCAGAGCAUACUGGAACUUACCAGGUAUGCUUCAGUAAUGAAUUUUCAACCUUUAGCCACAAGCUCAUCUAUGUAGAUUUCCAAGUUGGAGAUGAGCCCCAGCUACCGGGGGUAGGGGAUCAUUAUACAGCGAUGACUCAGAUGGAGUCAUCAUCUCAAAAGAUCCACGAAAACUUGAAUUCCAUCUUAGACUACCAGACCCAUCAUCGGCUGCGGGAAGCACAGGGCCGCAAGAGAGCAGAGGAUCUCAACGAGCGUGUCCUCUUCUGGGCAAUGGGAGAAACUCUAGGAAUCUUGGUCAUUGCUGUCGGGCAGGUCAUGAUUCUCAAGAAUUUCUUUGCUGAUAAGAAGAGCAAUCAAGCCUCGUAUUGAGUAGGUUUUAAUUGUAUUUAUGCAGUCUGUGGUGUCAGGGACAGCAUUUUCUAGCUGCGAACUAUAUCGUGUGAGAAUGUUGAAGUGUUGGUACUACGUUACACCAGCGCUCCAUGGAUCCAAGCUGGUUUUGUAGGCAACCCAGGCCUCUUAGUGGCCUUGAUCUCUUAUUGACAAGGUUGUUCCAUCGAGCCCAUCAUAUUUGAUCAAGAAAGACUAUAUUUGUGGCUGCACAUUAACGAAGUCGGUUCUUUACACCAUUGUAAUUUAUAUUUGUUAUUGUAUCUGCUUUGCUAUUUAUCAUCCAGUAUUUAAUUUCAUCUGAAGGCAGCAAGUGUUCUUACGUUUUUGACGACUUUUACCUCUUGGAAAAACCCAUUGAGAUUCCUCAACUAAUUUUAAGUGGGACAGAGAAACCAGCUAAAGUGUGGUAUUGGUUCAAAAUCUUUCUACAGUCUUUGUGUUGAUGACAGGAUUAUGUAAUUAGAAUACAAUGAUGUAACAUCGCUUUUCAUGAGUUGCUGAAUGCCUGAAUGUUAUCUCGGGGUCAGUUGUAUCAACUAUUCUGGAAAAGUAAAUUUUUCUUUUCCUGUUUGCUCAUAAGUAAUCAAUGGGUUUAUUGUAUGGAGCUUACUUCGUUUUAUUGCAUUUCUAAAAAACCAUUUCCACAUUCUUUAGAUUGAGCUUCGGUCAUUUUUGGCUGUGCAGAGAUCUGUAUAUACAGAGUUAGUUGUUUCGAGUGAGUUGUGAGCGAGACCUUUACAUUCAUGUUGUGUAUAUCUAAACCAGUUGUGUGUGAAUGUUAAAAGUAGCUAGGUAUGAGUGCGUUCAACUUUGUAACUGAUUUAAUGUUUUAAUUAUUUUUUGAGAUUCUAAAGCUUUUGAGAAAGGGAAUUUUUCUAUUAAAUUGAGAGAGUGGAUACUUAGUUGCAAGUGCUGUAAUGAUUAUUUUUUAUAAAAAGAGUACAGUAUUUAAGAGUUUCUUACAGACCACAAAUACAGGUGUUUAAUUCAUCAAUUCUCUCUGGUAGAAUGUGGUAACGACUGAAUCAUAAUGUUUGGCUUUGUGUGACGAUGAAUUAUUGUUUUUUUGUAUGUCAAGACUUAAUAAAUAUUAGUCAGAAUGUUGUAAAGGCAUCUUGAGUUUUACCCCUAGGGUAUGUUGGUGGGAGAGUAGGUAGUGUAAUAAGUUUCAAAUUUUGGGGAAAUUUAAGUAUAUUGCAUUGAAGGUUAUAAAUUUUACUGUAAAUUUUUUUUGCUAUGUUUUGUUAUUCCUUCACACUAUUGAAAAUAAUUUGUAGUUUACAAGUAUUUUUUAUCAUUCUGAUAUUCUAAAUGUGUUGGUAACCAAGUUCUUUAUAGUUUGACAGUGUUUUUUUGUAGAAAAUAUUGUACCAAAAAUAAUUUGUCAUGUAAUUUUCUUCCUCAUAAAAUGCAGUCUUGUUACCAUAUAUAGUUAGAGGGUUCCUGAAUUGCUGGCUAAGACCCACAGUUCUCUAUGCACCAGACAUACGAUCACGUAAAGUAGGAAACUUUCAAGGUGCGUGACUGCAGUGUGCCAAGACGCAUUUCUGAACGGCAGGAUCACAAAUGAAUUUGGGAAAGGUGGUGAUGUUCAGAGUGUAGAGAGAGGACCGAGGUUUUCUGUAAAGGCCUGCCCACACGAUCAGGCCUGAUCAGCGGACCUCCCCUUUAACGAGCAAAUCGUCAAAUUGCCCGAUGGGUCUUGUAGUAAAAUCAUCAUUGUGGUGCCCGAUGGCUUGAGCUUCGACCCUGGCAGAUGUACGUUAACCGUAUACAUUUCUUUUACCGAGCCAUUCUUUGCACUAUAGUAUUCUCUUCUUUUUCAUCACACACAAAGCAAUUAUCAUGCUACACAGUAUCUUCUUUUUUGCGGUAGGCACCAUGUUUAUCGUACCGCACUGAACACACUACUGGCAUCGUCGGGCACGCCCCUCUCUCCAUCACCUUACCCGUGUGGACAACAUUCACGGGUAAGCCCGUCAGAAUUUGCCUAACCCCGGAGCACGCCGAUCAGGCCCGCUCGUGUGGACAGGCCUUAAGGUGGUGGUGGUUUGGGCAGAUAAAAGCAUUUAAGUCAGAAUAGAGGAUAUGGAAGUAGCAUGGUUGAGUCACUGAUGCCCAGAAAAUCCUAGCUGAAGAAGACAAUGAGGUACCAAAGAUAUUUCAAUCGAGUACAGCAGUGAAGAGGAAAAUACAAUAAGUUAUGAUUUCCAAAUACCUAUUGUAUCACCCGUUUGCCUCAUGAAGCAGGUUUUUCAUUCGGAUGAAGGUCGGGAAUAAGUAUCUUGGGCUGAAGUAUACAUUAUCCAGCAAACACCAUGUGGCCUGAAUUUUUUUUUUUUUUUUUAAGGAUAUGAAAGUUGAAUUGUAUCAAGAUUUUCUUUUUUAUUCUGGCAGUGUACAUGGGCAUUGUAACUAAUUCCUCUAUAAAUAAUUUCAUAAACCUUUAAAAAUACAAUGUUUUAGACUAGAAUAUAGUAUGUAGAGUACAAGAAAACCAGUGACUUAUAAUAUGUACAGCAAUUAAAUCUCAUGAAUACUUUCCAAUGUAAUGAAGCUACAGACUUGUGUGGUAGCUGUUUAAUUUUAGAGCUUCCCAAAAUAUGCAUUAAACAAUAUGGGGACUACAUAAAUGUACUGUACCUCACUAUACAUUUACUUAUACAUAAAGUGCAAUAUAAUUCAUAGUUACAAUUUUGUCUAAUACUGUGUACUGCAGUUGACCACACAAUACUGGCAUCUUACUCUUAACAUGAUACAGAACUAAUUUUUUUCCUAAUGCCACACAAUCCAGGGAACUCAAAUUAGUACAGAAUUACUUAAUUUCCAGAAGGAACCAGAAUUUCUUGUAAUGUAAAGCAUUAAGGCUUAAACAAGGCAUAAUCUCAACACCUGAAAAAAGUUGUCAAUACUUUUACAGCUUGCUUGUCAGUUGUGGCAAGGAAUACCUCAACACAUUCGUUGAUUUAAGUACAAAGUGUAAUUACGAACCUGUAAGUAUAAGUUACAAGAAAAUCCUUUUUCUAGGAUUUAUAAAAUCCAUGAAUAUUCCAAAGUACUUUAAUCUUUUAGUGAAAAAAUUUUACACCCAUGUGAUACACUGCAACUAUAUAAUCUCGCUCAAUACAAAAAGUGCCUCCAGCCUCUAAAUCAAAAAGUGAGCACUUACACAUCCAAUUCCGAUCGCAGACAACUGUGCGUUACAACGCAUUAACCAACGGCAACAAGACCAAAAAACUGGGACCAUGCACGAAGCCACAGAAUUCCUUGAGGGUGUACCUGCAUCCUAUUUUUUAGUAUCCGAACAAGACCACUUUUUAUUACAAUUUUUAUUCGUACAUAGACCAACUGGCUUACAAGAGUUCCGAAGGUCAAAUAAACACUUCUCUUUAAUUGAGCAAGUUAUGGUUUAUGUCCAAAUAACCUCAAAAAACAAAAAAAUUUUUCCUGAAGUCAUUUUUAAUAAGUUGACAGUUAAAACUGAAGCUAAAGAUGCCCUUAUGUUCUUUUGCAACCAACCUGAAAGUAACAGGGCACUUAGUUACAUUGUUUCAGAAACUUUUGAGAUGUUGGAAGACUUUAAGGAAAAAGCACUGACAACAAGACUUGAAAAAAAUACAAAAAUAGGAACAGGAACGUGACAUUA